GUGUAGAGGCUUUGGUUAGGGCAUCUGGUUUGUACCACUUGAUUAGAUGCAUGAUGCAUAGUGUUGAUUAUCCUCUUCUGGUGGCGUUUAUUGAGGGGUGGCAACAGAAUACCAAUACUUUUCACAUGUCAUUCGGGGAGAUGACUAUCACUCUUCACGAUGUUUCGUUCCUGCUUCAGAUUCCAGUGAAUGGAGAGUUACUUGUUUCCCCAGCUAGGGGUGAUCCGCCAUUCAUAAGUGGGAUGAUCUUCUUGGGAUUUCAUAUAAGAAGGCAAUGUCAACACGUGGCAUCCGUUGGGUCCACGGUUUUUGUGGACAAGAGUUCUGAUCGUGCUCGUGGAUGGUUGUGCUCUUACUUC
This is a messenger RNA of Linum tenue, 359 nucleotides long. NCBI's taxonomy places the organism in Eukaryota, Viridiplantae, Streptophyta, Magnoliopsida, Malpighiales, Linaceae. The record is from the annotation of a GenBank genome assembly.